AAGACGCUGUUGAAGAAGGUUGACAGGUGUUCGAUUCAUAGAAAAUAAGAGACGAAGACGAGGAGAGUUCAAUGAUCGUCGAAGAUGAUGACCUUGAUUAGCUCAGUUCAAGAAUGAUACUCCUAAUAAAAAUCAUGUGAAAGGUAUAUUCGACGAAAACUGACGAAUUGACCUCGUAUUCAGGGCAUUGUAGAGGUCGGAGAGACUGCUGCAUGAAUCACAAUGACGACCUGUCAUCCGAAAGUGACAGCGGGGAAACAAGCUUAACCUCAUAUCCAGACGGGGCUGUCAAACGCUAUCAUGGAUAAAGUUAGGGUUGGCAGCGUAACGGGUCGGCAACUCAAGCGUUUACAAACUCUAAACGUGACAGGGCGCUUGAAGAUAAAGCAGUGAGAUAUCUGCUACCUUCGAAGUGGAAGACAGCACACAUUUUCCCCCCAAUAUUUUCAAAUACUUUUGUCGUUACUAACAGGUAGAGAACGAAUCCGAAAUGGCGGGCAAAGUGAGUAUGGCAAACACGGACGACAUUCCCGAUCUCAUAGAGAUAUUUUGGGAAGCCUUUAGCGGACCAGGAGAAAUCAUGUUUCCUCAUACGGACGGAGGACGGAAGUGGCUCCAGCGCAGUUUUAAUAACUUUUUGGGCCAAAAGUCUUACUACAGGCCUGAGUCGAAGGUCGCGGUUGUCAGAAACUUGAAUAGCCGGCCAGUUGCGCUUGCAAUCGCCCACAUCGUCCGUCCAGGGCAGAAAAUAGCUGGCAACUCGUGGAAGACGAGAUGGUCGCGAUGCGAGGAUAUACCAGGUAUCACCGAAGAGAAGCUCGUAGAAUUCUUCGAACCUUUGGGGAGAGCCCAUUACAUCGUAGUAGGAAAGGAAGGCCAUGUUUUCAUUGAGCUUGUCAUAACGAAGUCAACUAAUCGAGGAAGAGGUUACGCAUCAGCUCUUAUGGGAUGGGCCACAAAGCUAGCGGACGACCUCGACAUUUCUUGUUAUCUUGAUGCAGGUAUGCGAGGCAUGGGCAUCUGCGACCGAUGCGGCUUCAAGGCGCAAGAUAUCGAGAUGCGAUACGGCGGACCGCCGCCUUGCACGCCUAUGCUACGGUCUAAAAAACAGUAAUGUGUUUAUUGCAGGGGAGACCUAAUAGGCGAAUAGGCAAAUAGACGUCGCGAUGGUGAGAUGCGAACCGAGGCAGGAUAUUAUUCGGAACUCGUAACCGAGCAUAUCGCUUC
Messenger RNA from Daldinia caldariorum, 1227 nucleotides. RefSeq lists its product as uncharacterized. The transcript has 3 exons. The record is from RefSeq and is a predicted model, not a curated record. Gene Ontology annotation, molecular function: acyltransferase activity, transferring groups other than amino-acyl groups. Lineage: Eukaryota; Fungi; Ascomycota; Sordariomycetes; Xylariales; Hypoxylaceae. The coding region runs from base 491 to 1114 and encodes 207 amino acids.